AUGGCGCGGCUUCGAAAAUCAGCUGCCUUCGACUCCGAUAUCGACAUCGCGACAUCUAUCCAGCGCCUCCAAGCUGACAAUGACCCCGACGAGCGCCUCGACCUCUACCGCCGAUUCUGGCAGCACCAUGCCCGCAAUGACACUGCGACCGCCAGCAGCGUGUCGCCUUUUCCGUCCGCAUCUCUCCUCGACGAGCACCUCCCCGUGGAUCUUCACGAUGCACUCGAAAGCACGGCGGGGCUGCAAGUGCAGCACCGGCGCCACAAAGCGCAGAUCCACGCCCUGACCGACCCGCUCCGAUGUCCUUGGUACAAUGAGGAAAUGAAUCGCGGCGGCUUCACUCUGCUGCGAGUCUACGCGGUGUUUGGCGACGCCAUCUCCAGCUACACGUUCCUCUCAGGUCUACGAGACCUCGCAAAUAUCCCCGGCUUGACGUUUGCGGAGGGUACGAGGCGGAUUUAUGAGAAGGCGGACGGGAGACCGCUGCAGCCAAGACAUGUGCGAGAGGUCAUCGAGGACUUGGAGCAGGAAGGCUUGACGGUCGUGGGAGACAGGAAGAUGGCCAAGUCAUGGAAGGGCGCGCACCAACAGAGCAACAGUACAGCGGACAGCGCGAAGCGUAGCAAGAGGAAAUCACACAGCAUGGACACAUCGACUGAAUUUGACGAGGGCGGCUCCAAGGACAUGACCAUGUGCACCGGGCGCUCGGUGGAGACGGGCAGGCGACAUGUCAAUCCUCACCAGGAUGCAUACGACGAUCCGAGCAGUCUGCAGACAAUAGAUGAAUCGAGUCAGACGCAAGAUAUGGAUGAGCUCAGUCGGGCGAACGAUGCGGAAAAGAGGACAGCGCGUGACAAUUUGGAGGCUUCGGACAGCGCCAAGCAAAACGGUGACUCGACGACCACGAGCUUGUGCGUCACGGGCGGCGGUGCGGAUGGCAUUUCAGACGACGAUGCAGAUAAUGACACAGGGGCUGCGAACGACACUCCAAAUGACGAUUCAGAUGAAAAUACAGUCGAUCCUGUGAAUGAUUUGCCCGAGGACGACUUCUCAGGUGCAGACCCUCCGGGACCAUGGGACGAUAGCGACUCCCCAAAUUUCGACCCCGCGGACGUUGACGGUGAAUCUUCGGAACUCGGCUGCGAAGCUUCUAGAAACGCCGACGCCGACAGCGACCCACCUUCUCUUCGCAGCCACAGCAACAGCCCCAACAUCACCCUUCGCAAACAUCCGCGCCAGCUCGGGAGCAACAACACACACGAGACUUCCUUCCAUCCUACUGCACUCUCCUCCCACCACCUUGUAUCAGACACAUUCGACAAUACCAUCAUGACCAAGCGCACUGCGGCCACUGCCUGCGACACUGACUGCGACAUGCAGCCCCUCAAGCGCCUCUGCCAGGAUGGACAGGCAGGCGCCGACGACGACGUGCCCGACGCAAUCAAAGCCGAUAAUCAUCGCUUCCUUUCACUGUUCGCAGUAUGCCUUGCGCCAUGGGUCCUUCAGGUCGACGACAGCGACACAACCAUCAGCUUUCGCGCGAAGAACGCCGCCGGCGAAGAGGUGCUGGUGCUCUGCCUCGCUUUCCCCACUCACCACUGCUGGGCACUUGUGCAUAUGCUGGACUCAUCCGACUCCACCCUCCACGUGUACCUCCCAGAUGCAUCGAACGUGACUGCAGACGAGAUUGCAGCACGGGUGAAAGAGGAGACCACCGAGACCGAAUCCCUUUUCCAACAAGUCCAGGAGCACACGAUGCCUGGUUUGACGACUCCAAGUGCCGACACUGCCUCUCAACGUCUCUUCAACAUGAACACUGCUGUCGGUGCUUCUGCCUGCGCGCUCUUCACUCUUCUUGAACAAGACUACCCUACCUCCAUCGACACUUCGCUCUGGUCCGAUGCACUGCUCCGCUGCUAUGAGCUUCAGCGAGAGGCGAGCCCCGAGUCGCCAUCUAGUGCGGUCGCCCAGUCGCAGUCCGUAUCGAAGGAUGAGAAGAGCGAGAUUCUGGCUGGCCGAUCCAACAAGUACAGCGCCUUCCAGUCGACCAGUGAGGGACUGCUUGCCGAGAUUGCCGGCGACUUCGACAUCGCGAAGCGCCAUCAAGCCAUUCCAGGCAAGCUCUAUCGUCUCCACGAGGGCCUCACUUCUGCUGUUGAACAAUGCGAGGCUAAGACCUCGGCCACUGUGGACAACGAGGAGAUCAAGUGGCUGGAGGCAAGCCUCAUAAAUGAGUCCAUACCCAAGGCGAUCCGUCAGAGGAACAAAGAGAUGCUGGAGGACAAGAGAGCUGCUAUCGGACAGCAACAAGCACCAGCGGAUGUCUGGAGAAAGCUCGCGCAGGCGAUCAAUUUCAAGCGUAUCCAGGCCCUCGACUUGGGCGACAAGGCCAAGCGCGAUGCGAAGCGGGACCGAGAUGCGUUGGUUUCCAUCAUGCAGAAGCUCUUGGUGAACCUGAGAGAGCUGAAGAUAUGA
Molecule: messenger RNA, 2475 nt
Organism: Lecanosticta acicola
Lineage: Eukaryota; Fungi; Ascomycota; Dothideomycetes; Mycosphaerellales; Mycosphaerellaceae
Source: the annotation of a GenBank genome assembly